Peronospora farinosa is the source of this 438-nucleotide messenger RNA. The record is from the annotation of a GenBank genome assembly. NCBI's taxonomy places the organism in Eukaryota, Oomycota, Peronosporomycetes, Peronosporales, Peronosporaceae.
AUGUCGGUGACGGCAGUACAUGUCACACUGCAGCCGGCGCAUGGCUACGUUCCACUCGUCGUUAUUGGCGCCGGUCUCGUCGGCAUGUGGGCCGGCUUCAAAGUUAGUGCAGCCCGGAAGCAGUACAGUGUCCCGGACCCACAAAUACUUACUGAAAAGAAGGACAAAAAUGUCAUAGAGAUCGACUGCGUGCAACGCGCACAUCAGAACAUCAUGGAAAACCUUCCGCUCUUCUAUGCUACACUUGCCACCUCUUCGAUCUACCGUCCUAAGGUCGCAGCAGUGGCCGGUGUAGUGCGCAUCAUGGGCUUUAUUAUGUAUAUUAAGGGGACCGGUGAUCCGAAGAAAAGGAGACACGAAACAUUUGGCUAUCUUGGAAUGCUAGUUAUGCUGGGACUUUCGCUAGAAGCCUCGUUGCGUAUCCUAGGCUAUAUUUAA